Molecule: messenger RNA, 7822 nt
Organism: Trichomycterus rosablanca
Lineage: Eukaryota; Metazoa; Chordata; Actinopteri; Siluriformes; Trichomycteridae
Gene: clasp1b
Product: CLIP-associating protein 1
Exons: 45
Coding region: 327-5093 (1588 amino acids)
Biological process (GO): mitotic spindle assembly; establishment of mitotic spindle localization
Cellular component (GO): kinetochore; spindle microtubule; mitotic spindle
Molecular function (GO): kinetochore binding; microtubule binding
Source: RefSeq, a predicted model, not a curated record
GGCAGCAGUAAAUGAAAUAUUAAACGACUUCCACAUCACUACCGCAGACGCAAAGGCGCUACUAUUGGCGCAUGCGCAUUGCAGGCUUGAUUUUGAACCGCUGCUGUGGGGCGGAGAUCAACAACAGUGCUGCAGAAACAUCAAAUAAUCAACCGGCCGAGCAGGAGUGAUGCCCGGUGCACAGCUUUAACCUACCAGGAUUAAUGAAGUGGAACUGCAGGAUAAUGUGGGACUCUACAUCGCAUUGGUCUGCUGUUUUGGAUGAAUACCCUGUGUGUUUCCAUAACCAUUGUUUGAAUUUUGGUUUGGGCCAAUCCUAAAGAAAAAUGGAGGCCAAUAUGGAAUACAUGGUGAAACAGGUGAUGCAGAAAGACUUGGGAAGACGCCUCCAGGUCGGACAGGAGAUUAUUGACUACAUCCUGGACAGGCAGAGGUCACAUGACUUAGAGCAUGAUCAGACCAUGCUGGACAGGAUGGUGGACGGCCUGGCUACCUCAUGGAUUAACUCCAGCAACUUUAAGGUGGCACUUUUGGGAAUGGAUAUUGUCUCUGCCUUAGUAACCAGAUUACAAAACAACUUUAAACUUCAAAUUGGGACAGCAUUGCCCAGUUUAUUAGACCGUUUAGGUGAUACCAAAGAUCAAGUAAGAGACCAAGCCCUGACUCUGCUGUUAAAAAUAAUGGACCAAGCUGCAAAUCCACAGUAUGUAUGGGAUCGUAUGCUGGGGGGAUUCAAACACAAGAACAACAGGACCAGAGAGGCUGUCUGUUUCUGCCUUAUAUCCACAUUAAAUAUAUAUGGAGCACAAGGUUUAACUCUGAGCAAGAUUGUACCUCAUAUAUGUAAUUUAUUAGGAGACCCCGCAGUUCAGGUUCGAGAUGGAGCUAUGAACUGCCUUGUGGAGAUUUACAGACAUGUUGGAGAGAGGGUGCGAACAGAUCUGGGGAAGAAAGGACUACCACAAUCACGGUUGAAUGUAAUUUUCAGCAAAUUUGAUGAAGUACAGAGAUUAGGAAACAUGGUUCAGGCUGCUGAUAAAAACAUAGAUGAUGAUGAUUCUGUGGACGGAGGGCGUUCCUCCUCCUCCUCUAAAGGAGCAUCGUCCACCCGACGAACUGGAUCCAUGCGCAGACCAAGUUCUGCCUCCAGCACCAAGAGUGCAGGUAAAGAGGUCUCAGGUGCCGGAGCUGUGGAUAAGGAGGACUUUAUUCGUGCCUUUGAGGAUGUGCCUAAAGUACAGAUUCACUCCAGCCGGGAGCUCGAGGAAUCGAUGAAUAAGAUCAGAGAGGUCCUGUCAGAUGAAAAACACGACUGGGAGCACAGAGUGGCAGCGUUAAAAAAGGUUCGUUCACUGUUGCUCGCUGGUGCUGCAGAUUAUGACGGUUUCCUACAACAGCUGCGACAGCUAGAAGCAGCGUUCAAGCUCUCCGCUAAAGACCUGCGUUCUCAGGUUGUUCGUGAAGCCUGCAUCACACUGGGGCAUUUGUCGUCUAUUCUGCGUAACAAAUUUGAUCAUGGAGCCGAAUCCAUCAUGCCCACGCUGCUCAACCUCGUCCCUAACAGCGCCAAAGUUAUUGCCACAUCUGGGGUCGCAGUUAUUCGCCUUAUUUUACGACACACACAUUACCCUCGACUCAUUCCAGUCAUUACCAGUAACUGCACGUCCAAAUCUGUAGCAGUGCGACGGCGCUGUUAUGAGUUCUUGGAUCUUUUACUCCAGGAGUGGCAGACCAGUUGUCUUGACAGACAUUUAGCCGUCCUGAUGGAGACCAUUAAGAAAGGAGUUCACGAUGCAGACUCGGAAGCCAGAUCUGUUGCCAGAAAGUGUUACUGGGGAUUCCAUGGACACUUCAGUAAGGAAGCGGAGCAUCUGUUUCACGCUCUGGAGCUGACUUAUCAGAAGGCUUUGCAGUCGCAUCUGAAAAGCUCUGACAGUGUUAUGUCCUUUCCCCAAUCUGAUCGAUCCUCCUCUAGCUCACAAGAGAGCCUCAAUCGGCCCCAGUCUGCUAAAGCUGCUGUAGGAAGCACUGGAACCAGAACUAAAGUGGUCAGUUCUAGACCUUCACCGGCUUCCAGCGCACUUCAACGAUCUCGUAGUGAUGUUAAUGUUAAUGCUGCUGCCAGCUCUAAGUCUCGGAUGCCCACGGUACCUGUUGCUGCCCCCUUCAGCUCAGCCACGGCACUGCCACCUGGUUCCUAUGCCUCACUGGGUCGUGUUCGUACGAGGAGACAGAGCUCAGGUAGUGGUGUUGCGAGCAGAGCCUCUGUUACAGACGGUAGGGGGCGGAGUCGAGCUAAAACAGCCUCUCAGUCACAACCUGGGAGUCGCUCCACAUCUCCGGGAAAGCUGAUUGGUCAGUCAUAUGGAAAAGUCUCCACAGUAACACCCACCGGGAGGCGCAGCAAGAUCCCCCGCAGUCAGGGCUGCAGUCGAGAUAGCAGUCCCAGCCGUUCCACCCAGGUAAGGGGUAGUCGUAUCCCGCGGCCCAGUAUGAGUCAGGGUUGCAGUCGUGAUACGAGCAGGGAGAGCAGCAGAGAUACAAGCCCAGCAAGGGGCUUCACCCCCCUCGCGUCCCGGCGCCACUCACGCUCCACCAGUGCUCUGACAUCAGCUGAUACUCUUCAGACAGAUCGUUUUGGGCUGAUACACCAGGCGCGGAUCUCUGCCUCGGUUAAUGCCAUGCGCAUCCUUAACACUGGCAUGGAGGUGGAGGCAGCAGUGGCUGAUGCCCUGCUGUUAGGAGACUCCAGGAGUAAGCGGAGACCCAUGCGGAGACGGUACGAAUCUCCUGGCAUGUAUUCUGAUGAUGAUGCCAACAGCGAUGCAUCAAGCGCAUGUUCAGAGCUCUCAUACAGCUCCCGCAAUGGAGGAGUGCCACACUACAUGCGGCAGACAGAGGACGUAGCCGAGAUCCUUAACCACUGUGCCAGCUCCAACUGGUCUGAGAGGAAGGAGGGUCUGCUGGGUCUCCAAAAUCUCUUAAAAAGUCAGAGAGUUCUCAGCCGUGUGGAACUGAAGAGAUUGUGUGAGAUUUUUACGAGGAUGUUUGCCGACCCUCACAGCAAGAGAGUGUUUAGCAUGUUUCUGGAGACGCUGGUGGACUUCAUCAUGCUGCACAGGGAGGAUUUACAGGACUGGCUCUUUGUACUGCUCACCCAGCUGCUGAAGAAGAUGGGUGCUGACCUGCUGGGCUCGGUGCAGGCCAAAGUACAGAAAGCCCUUGACGUCACCAGGGAUUCUUUUCUGUAUGAUCAGCAGUUUAACAUUCUGAUGCGGUUUAUUGUCGAUCAGACACAGACUCCUAACCUCAAGGUGAAGGUGGCCAUUCUGAAGUAUAUUGAGUCUUUGUCCCGGCAAAUGGAUCCCUCUGACUUUGGGAACUCCAGUGAGACUAGACUGGCCGUCUCCCGUAUCAUCACCUGGACCACAGAGCCCAAAAGCACAGAUGUCAGGAAGACUCUGCAUGAAUGGGUGAGUGAGGAGCUGGCAGACAGGCUCAGCUCGCUCACCUCCCUCCCCGUGGAGGGCAACCUGGAGGAGAAAUGUAAGCAGGCCGCUCAGACUGUGCUAAUUUCUCUGUUUGAGCUGAACACACCGGAGUUCACCAUGCUGCUGGGUGCUCUGCCUAAAACCUUUCAGGAUGGAGCCACCAAACUCCUACACAACCAUCUGAAGAACUCCAGCAAGUCUGCAGCUGUGAGUUCACCAAGCAACACGGUAUGUCGCACGCCUACAAGACUCUCGGCUAAUCGCACCAGUCCUCUAACGUCACCCACAAACUGCUCGCAUGGAGGACUUUCACCCAGUCGUUUAUGGGGCUGGAGCUUGAAUAGCUCAAAGACAUCCUGUCCUUUCAAAUCCCCUCCUCCUUAUCCUAACACCCCCCCUCUAAGGGCUGGGCGGCAGGCUCCCUCGCCCAGUAUGUUGGAGUACGAUACUGAGAACAUAAGCUCAGAUGAGAUCUACAGCUCUCUGAAAGGAGUGACAGAAGCCAUUCAGAGUUUCAGCUUCCGCAGUCAGGAGGACAGCUACGAGCCAAUCAAACGUGAUGCCAAGAAAGACAAUGCGUCCGGUGUGGCGUCUUCGGCUGCAGACCCCCGGCUUGCUACAGAAGUGAUGGAGGGGGGCCGGAUGGCUCUGGACAACAAGACGUCAUUACUGAACACGCCGGCUCCUCGAUCAUUUCUGGGGCCAAGGACACGCGAGUACAACCCCUACAACUACUCCGACUCUAUCAGCACCUCUGAUAAGAGUGCUUUGAGGGAAGCAGCGUUCAACGAUGAUGUGGAACAGCUCCGCAAUGGUCGGCAGCAAGACUUUAGUGAAAACAAAAUCAUACAUUCGAAAGCUUAUUCUGCAGGUCCCACACAGCCUCUUGAGCUGGUUGGUGACCUGUUAAAGGAACUGUCCUGUCGCAGUGAGCGUGUGGAGGAGAGGAAGGCCGCUCUGCUGGAGCUGUUGAAGGUGACUCGUGAGGACAGUCUGGCUGUGUGGGAGGAACAUUUUAAAACUAUGCUGCUCCUGCUUCUCGAGACACUGGGGGACAAAGACCACACAAUCCGGGCGCUGGCUCUACGGGUUCUAAAGGAGAUCCUGCGCGGUCAGCCUGCACGCUUUAAAAACUAUGCAGAACUGACCAUCAUGAAAACAUUGGAAGCACACAAAGACUCCCACAAAGAGGUGGUACGAGCUGCAGAAGAAGCUGCCUCCACCCUGGCGUCCUCCAUAAAUGCAGAGCAGUGCAUCAAAGUCCUGUGCCCCAUCAUACAGACUGCAGAUUACCCCAUCGACCUGGCUGCCAUUAAAAUGCAGACCAAGGUCAUCGAGCGGAUUCCUGAGGAUUCUCUGUAUCAGCUGCUGCCUGACAUCAUCCCAGGCCUGUUGCAGGGUUAUGAUAACACAGAGAGCAGUGUAAGGAAAGCCUGUGUUUUCUGCUUGGUGGCAAUUUAUUCUGUCAUUGGAGAAGGAUUGAAGCCUCAUCUUGCCCAGCUUACAGGCAGCAAGGUGAAACUGCUGAACCUGUACAUAAAAAGAGCCCAAACUACCUACAGCAAUAGCAGCAGUUCUUCUGAUAUCUCCUCUCAGAAUUAAAUCAUGAUCCACGGCCAUGAUUAUUAUCACCUCAGCUCUGCUUUAGUAUUAGAGACUCACUCAGCCUCAGAUCUGAGCUCUUUUUUAAUGGAGCAUGGUUUCUUAACGUUAGUCAUAUAGGCCCACUGCCCUGCCAGGUUUUAAGGCUUCUACUCCGAACACAACUGAUUAUUAUUUUUUUGUUUUUAAAUGAUUAAGCCCACCAUGAGCUGGAUUAGGUGUGUUUGGAACAGAGAAAGCUUAAAACUUCUCUUUCUGUACUGGGUCUCCAGGACUGGUGUUGAGAAACUGAUUUUGAGAAACUGUUAUUUGAUGUAUUGCUGAAGAAUAAUAGUAGAACUGCACUUUUUCAGUGUGGGUGACUGUGACUGGUACGAUUCUGUCCUCCUGAAUGUGUGAGCAAUGUAACAAACAUCAACGCUAGCAGCUGAGCUGUACCUCACUCCACUACACUGUAUUAUCAUAUAGAGCAGUCUGUCAGUGGCCCUUGUUCUCUCUCAUAAAGGAACAGUUCAGAACAGCUUAUGUUUUGCUACCUCAAACGUAGUCAGUCAGCAAAGUCUUGUUGCUUUUCACUUUUGCAUUAAUGCUACCAAGCUAAAGCUUUCUUGACAGCAGACACAAUUUUAAAGCAAGCUCUAAAAAACUACAAAGACAGCCAAACAAGAUUAAGUAUAUAUUAUAUUUUACAAAAGAAAGAACUGUGGUUGCAUCUUAAAUGGUAACAGCUGUUUAAGAGACACAGUGUUCUGUUACACUAACCCACUACUGCUGAGAUCCGGGUUCCAAUCAUAGCUGUGUUGUUGGUCGGCAGGGCUACAACUGGCUAUAUCUGAGAGAUAGGGCUGGCUAUCAUGGGGUGGUCACCAUGGCCCUGAUCAGGAUAAAGCGGUUGAUUAAAAUGAAAAUGAAUAAAAUCCCAAAUAAUACAAUUAAAUUAGUUUUGAUUUUUAGUGUUUUGUAAUUGCAUAUAGUUUAUUACAUAAUAUUGAUUUACAUUUAUUUCUGUUUUUAAUGUUUUAACUCGUAUAAUACAGUGAAUUUGCUUUUAAAAAGGAAUGUGGCCAGAGUAGAUAAGAUCACAGCUCAGUUUGGCACACAGACAAUCAAUAAUUGCAGUAUUUGCUGGUUAAAAUCUACUAUUUUCUGCUGUUGUUUAACAAUCUUAAAGCUCACGGUGGGUCCAUUUUUUAAUGACCAGUAGAAAACCUAGAAUGAGAAAGAAUGUGUUUUUAAUUUUUGCUUUAUUUUAACUACUGAAAGCUCGCUGUUGAGCCCUGUUAUGCCACGUAGUGUAGUGUAGUUUUACCUUCAAAUUGUAUGGGGAUUCACAGCCCCAGUUUAAAACUAAAACCAUUUGGAAAGGUCUUGGUUGACUAUGUUUGAGCUAAAACACUUAUAAAUAGCUGUUUUGUUAAACCAUUCCUUUAAGCUUAUUAAUUUUGUCAGAUUUUACAAUGUGGUCAGUUACUACAACAACAAUAUUCACCAUUCACAUUGCUUAAAUAUAGACUGACCAAUCAGCAGUUGUGUUACUGUUCCUCUGUAUGCACGAGUAUUAGGAACUACAAUUAGGAAAGAAAAUGUCUGGGCAUUCAGCACUAAAUAUGCAAACACUACGAUUGUAUUUGUACAGUUAUUAUGUAAACUUAACCAGUAUGGAAAGAAAAAAGAUACAGGAGGAUUUUUUUCUGUUUUUUGGUAAAAACAGUAAGAAUUUUUUUUCCAUUAUAUAGGAUUGUUCCUUACAGUCGUUUGGCUGGUCCAUUUAAUUCUAUUGUGAUGCAUUUUGACUGUUCAGAACAAAAUAUCUUUCCUUACUCAGAAAAGGUAUGUAAGAUGACUCUGGUUGGGAUAUAUUCUUGUUUUAAAGAUACAUACACUAAGUCGGCUUAGUGACAAGUUCAUAAACUCAAUUCAAACAACCAGGAGGGCAGUGUUGUUGAAGUAAUUGAAAUGCUGUAUGUAUUAUCCAGCUAGCACCUGACUCCACUCUGCACCACUUGUGUUCUGUGAGUGCUGCUCCAGGAAUGACCUGCUUUAUUCGUAUUAAGAAAACAAAUGCCCAUAGAUAUCACCAAAUCAAAUCCAGACUACAAUGUAAGAACAUAAAUGCAUGUAUGUUUACCAGUCAGUUUGUGAAAAACGUGUUCAGAUUGCUUGUUCUGGAUCUGAUCUGAUCUAAGUACAAUACUGUAAUUAAGCGUUCAUUGAACAGCUCAGUGUUGGAGUGAGUAAUAAUCCUGGUGGUGUAUAUACUGGGUGUAUACUGUAGAUAUGUUUACAUGUACACUACUUAUCUAGAGCUCUGUAUGCAGAUUUAAUAGGAUCCCCAGCUUCCGUUAGAGGGGCUCAACGCCUUAUACUUUCCUACUUUUACCUUCUUAUAAGGAAAAUCACCUGUUACAUUGUUCAGCCUUGUUCACUGUGUUCAGCUGUGUAUGAUAUAUUGAUGUGAAUGAAUGUGUGUAUAAGGAAAGUGUUUUACAGAGACUGUUACAACAGAAGCUCUUACAAUGCUUAUGCUAAUGUAUUUAAAUAUUAGGCAGUCGCUACAUUUUGCUAAGUGCGCAUGCGUUUUGUUUAGCUAAUUAAUAUUCAUAUCUGUAUUUAUGUUUCAUUUUGUUUCACUGACUGUACAUAAGAGCUGUUUUUGUUCAUUUUCACCAAUGAUAAAAUCUGUACACUUUAAUUGCUCUAGAUAAAAAAAAUCUGAGUUUUUUUUUUAA